AUGAAAAUGUUCAUUAUUUUAAAUUUUCCAAUAACGACAAUACUUCUAUUUAGUAUUGUUAAUUCAUCAACAGGUGUUAUUCCGCAAUGUGGUAGUGAUAAACAUUGUUGUCAGACUGCUGCUACACUCAAAAAGGUUGGCUUUGCUUCUGCUAAAAUAAAUGUUAUGACAGCAAUAGCUUAUUAUGAAAGCGGUUGGGGUACACACAAUGGUCCAAAAAUGAACGACGACGGUAGUGGAGAUUAUGGCUUAUUUCAAAUUAAUAGUUAUUUAUGGUGUAGCUUAUCAGGAAAGCAAAAUGAUUGCUGCUGUCCAGGAACAUACCCUCAAUGUCGGAAAAAUUCAACAUUACGUACAUGUGCAUGCGGAUGCAACGUUGGUUGUUUACAAGUAUUAUCAGAUAAUAAUUUAAAUGCUCAGUGUGCUGCGAUUAUUUUCUCACGACAAGGUUAUACAGCUUGGGCAGCAUAUAAAUCACAUGCUUCUGAAUGUGAUUUCUAUAGUAUAUUUUUUGGUCAAUGUUCCUCUGGAAAUUGCUGUUCAGAUAUCAAUCCUGGUACUGUUUGCUGUCAAUCAUAUUACUCAUUUAGACACUUUUGUUGCCCUUCUAUAAACUCAACAUGUUGCUCAUCGGGUUGGUAUGAUACAUGUUGUCCACUUCAAACGCCCAUAUGUUGUGGAAGGCACUGUUGUUCAAAAUCCUGUGAUCCAUUGGGUUUUGGAUGCUCUUUUUAAAAGCGUGAGACUGGUGAAAAGUCAAAUCGAGUACCACAGAAAGCUGCAUUUAAUGCUUUAAAUUAAACCUAAUACGUUUAGAUCAUCAUUAGUCAAGAAAUUUCAAUCCUGUCAUAAAAUUUCAUAGUGACUUCUUUUUUAUCAUAAUAUAUUCAAGCAAGCUCAUCGAUAUUCUAAUUCUAAUGUUGUUAUUCUAAUAAUAUAUGUAAACUCAUAAACUAAUUCUAACCUAUGCACUACUUUAUCUUAUUUGAUUCUUAACAUAUUUCCUAUUAUCAUUUUUAAUAUAUUCUUAUUCAUAUUUUCUACUUAAGAGGGCUAUGAUAUUUAUCGCUGAAACAUAUUUGUUUUACACUUACUAUGUCUUGUUCUGAAAUGCUCGUAUAUGACUCAUUAUAGUACUAUUCAAAUGGAAAAGUUUCUAUUGUGAUGACCUUCCAUUGGGGUUUUAAUUGAUUGAUAAUGUCUCUUUACGAUAGCACUUAACCAUAGGGUGUCGGUGUGAGUGGGUGUGGUUGUGGGUGUGAGUGGCUGUGGCUGUGGCUGUGGGUGUGAAUGGGUGUGCGUGUGGGGUGUGGGUGUCGGUGUGGGUGUGAGUGUGGGUGGGUGUGGGUUUGGGGGCAGAUGUGAGUGUGGAUGUGAGGGUG
Molecule: messenger RNA, 1382 nt
Organism: Rotaria sp. Silwood1
Lineage: Eukaryota; Metazoa; Rotifera; Eurotatoria; Philodinida; Philodinidae
Source: the annotation of a GenBank genome assembly